Molecule: messenger RNA, 3016 nt
Organism: Geodia barretti
Lineage: Eukaryota; Metazoa; Porifera; Demospongiae; Tetractinellida; Geodiidae
Source: the annotation of a GenBank genome assembly
CACGUGGGUGCUGCGGUCAUCUGGCAAUGUCUACUUCGCGACUUCUCUGUUUUUGCAGAGUUGCUGCAGCCAGCAGAAGGACACUGAGAAACCAUCGACCACGUGGUGUUCUCUCGUUGGCGAGGUACCAGUCAACCAAACAGAGCACUGGAGGAAGGAAAGGCUUCAGACUCGGUCGUGUAGCAGUUUACACUCUCACUACGUCUGGACUGGUUGCUGGAGGAGCUCUAGCCUAUGCUAAUUAUGACCCAGUCUUCAAGAACCAGGUGGACGAGUUUGUACCUGGGUUCUCCCGAUGGGCCGACACCACAGCGGACCUGUUAGUAGAACGUACCGGCUACCCUCGGCCUGUUCCCAGUAGCAGCAGGCGCGAGGAAAGCCGCUGGACUAGUGGAGGGAGUGGUGGUGGGCAAAAUAGACCGUGGGAUACCGGGAAGAGGGCAGAGGGUCGCAAGACUGAUACCAACACCGCAAAUCAAUCUUCAGAACCAAAUCCAGAUCAUACCCACCCCGAUCUUACUAAAAAGGAAACAAGUCAGCGGUCAGUGCGGGAAGAUGAGAAAGAUGUGGAUGUGGAGAAGCUGGGUGGUGGAGAGGUGGAAGUGAAGGGAGAAGAGGUGGGUGGAGUGGAGGAGGUUGUGAGCAGCAGUCAGGGAGAAAGAGGUGCCAAGGAGAAGAUGGAGGUGAAAGGAGAAGAUGACAAGGUAGGAAAGGAAGGGGAGGGAGAAGAGGUAGGGGAAGAGGAGAAGGAAGAGGUUGAGAAAGAGGGUAAGGUUGAGGUGGAGAAAGUGCUGGAGGAGGUGAGAGGCGAAGUGGAGAAGGUGGAAAAGGAGGUGAGGGAGGAGAGAGUGAGGGAGGCACAGGAGGUACAGAUGGCUGACCAGCACCUCAACUGGCUCCGAGACUCAGCACAGGUCAGAAUGAGUCCCAAAACCACUAGACUGUCUAAAUGUCAACAAGUAACGCAACCACUUGACUGUACAAUAGGCGGAGGGGAAACUGGACCAGACAUUGGAGGAGUUUCUGUCCCAGACGGCCAGAGUGGAGGAGGCUCAGAACAGCUUGCUGAAGACUACGCAGGAACAUAGCCGCCUGGUGAGAGACGUCACUAACAGCAGUGUCGAUGAAGGCCUGGACAGUGUCUAUGAAACUGCAGAUGCAGUCCAGAGAGCCGAAGAAGCAGUGCAGGCAUCUCGAGAGGCUCUGAAGACUGCAGUUGAAUGGCACAAGAAUGUGGCUCUGAGCCUGAGCCAGCUGAUGGACCAAGCAGUCGACCUAGGACUCAAGUCAAAGGUUGCAGAGGUUGAGGAGAGGGUGAGGGAGUGUGCGGGGAGACUAGCAGAGGGCUCCACUGCCGUUCAACAGGCUGAGGUUGAGAGAGAACUGUUGCAGGACUACCACAGACAGGCCCAAAAGGACCGAGAGCAACUCCAGAGGGAGCUGGGUGGAGAGGUACCAGAGGGGGACAGCAGACAGGAGGCAGUUCUGGUGAUGCUGGGCAGACGUGUGGAGGUACUGAAGGAGAAGCUGAAGGGACUGGAGAAGGAACACCAACAGAGGCUGACUGCAGCAUUGGACCAGCAGAAGAAGAGUCUGGAUCAGUUGGCCGAGAGGAGACUGGAGUGGAGCCUCCGAGACAAGGAGAGAGAGAUGCAACAGGAGCUCAGCUAUCAGGCGGACAAGAUUCACAGAGAGUACCAGAGUGAACUGAGGGAGCAGCUCAAGAGGCAGACAGACUCACACAAACGUCUUCUCACCGAGGCUCUCGACACUCAGGCAGAGCAGCUAGCGGAGAAGUGGUUGGGGGAGCUGGAGGUUAAGCUGACAGAACAGGAGAAUCACUACCAGAAGCAGCUGACUCUUGCCCUCUCUAGACUCAGGGGGAUCGAGUACGUGGUGAACACCAUCGCAGCAGCAGGUAAUGAGACCAAGAGACAACAAGGCAUGAAGGCAGCUUGCGACAGCCUCCACACGGCACUGAAAUCAGCCAGUGCUAGCGCCGAUCCUGAUGAGCACUUUUCCUUCCAGCAAGAAGUGACCGCACUCCGAGACGCGGCCAGGAACGAUCCGUUUGUCCUGGUGGUCUUGGAUUCACUGCCAUCUGCGGCAGUUUCCCCAGCGCCCAGCGGCGGUGCUGGUAUACAGGGAGAAGGUGGGCUGAGGGAGAGGUUUGUGAAGGUGAAGAGGGUGUGUCGAAGAGUGGCACUGGUCCCAGAGGGAGGCAGAGGCAUGGGUUCCUACGCCCUCUCCUACCUCCAGUCAAUGUUGACUGUCAGCUGGCGGUUUGUGGGGAGGGUGGUGCGAUUGGGAGAGGAAGAGCAGGACCUGGAGAAGCUGGACACGUUUGAGAUUCUGGAGAGAGCCGACGCCUGCAUGCGACGGGGGGACAUGGAUUUGGCCGUGCGAUACGUGAAUCUGCUGCGAGGGGUGCCGCGGAGGGUGGCCCGGGACUGGCUGUGUGAUGCAAGAAACUAUCUCGAAACUCUGCAGGCUGUCCACCUUGUGUCAGAGUAUAUGGCGGCACUCAACAUCACGUCUUCAUCGUCGUCAUCGUCAGCUGCUUCUGCUGGACAAAACUGACUUAUUAUGUGUGUCUGUAUAGUGUGACGUGGUCUCAGCAGCUAGGCAGUGAUGUUAGUGUGUUUAAAUUAAUUUUGUCGUGUACAUAUCAGAAGAUUUAUGACAAUGAAAAGCGUGAGAGUUGAAUGGUGCUUUGUGCCAGAUGGUUGGAUGAAGGCAUGUCAGCUUGUUGGUGAGUCUGGGGUGGAUGCUCUGACUGGUCGCCUCCCCUCUCUUCCUCUUCCCCCCAUCGCUGCAGCUCUGGGCGUGGUCUUGGGCUGGGUACGAGAGCAGCCGCCAUCUCCUGCAGGCUGGGGUGGAGAGGUGUCCAUCGCCUUCUCUGACUCUCUCUUCAGCUGAUCAUACUCGUCAAAGUCAGCCAUCUUCAGAGUGAUUCGGGUUAGCUUUAGGCUCAGCAUGGCCCAUCAAUCACCAAGAAGUCAAUGACGUAGUGCAU